Spodoptera littoralis (African cotton leafworm) is the source of this 4845-nucleotide messenger RNA. The record is from the annotation of a GenBank genome assembly. Lineage: Eukaryota; Metazoa; Arthropoda; Insecta; Lepidoptera; Noctuidae.
AUGGCUCUCAAGCUUGGAAAAUGCAGGCUCUGCCUCAAGCUUGGCGACUUUUACUCCAUCUUCACUGUCGACAAUGCUUUGCAGCUUGCGGAGAUGGCAAUGGAAUGCGCCCGGGUGAAAAUUUAUGAAGGAGAUGGGCUCCCUGACAAAGUAUGUUCAGAGUGCAUACAGAAACUAAGCAGUGCAUACAUCUUCAAACAGCAGUGUGAAAGAUCUGAUCAGGAGUUACGCCGCAACUAUGUCCCACCACCAGGAUUUAGCAUCAGUCCCCCACCACCUAACAGACAGAGCAGUGAUUCUGCUUUUUCAAAUCACACUGACACUUCCAACCUGACCAAACCUCCGUCUUCCAUUGAAGAAAAAGUAACUCCUACUAUUAGAAACAGGAAACGUAGCGUGGAUAGUAUCGACAACGGUUCCAUUGGCGGCGCGUCCAGUGACUACCGACCCGGUAGCUCCAAACGUGUCGACGAACUAAGGAGGACCCAAAAAAGAAGAAAACAGUCUGGCAAUGCUUCACAAUUAGAUUCAGAUUACGAUGACAACAGCGCCUCGUACUUACCCGAAACAGAUUCCGACGAUUCCUCUCAAAAAAACAGCUUUAAGUGUGAUUACUGUCCCAAACAAUUUCCGUCUCCUAGGAGUCUCAUAAAUCAUAAGAGAAUACAUGAAAAGAAAGAAACUUUGGGCCAAAACGCUGUCGUUAAUAUACCAGUAGAGACACAGGAUGCAGCUGAUGUAGAGGACAAACUGAACUGCGAUAAAUGUGGAAAGACCUUCAAGUUAAAGAUCAUGUUGAAGCGUCACGUAGACAUUUGUGGGAACACAGCGAGUCGAGCUAAAUCUCCGCAGAAAGAGUUACUGGUCUCCCUACAACCAAUCGACGGUAUGGCAAACCGCAACAUUAUUUGCGAAAUAUGCUCUGCCAAGUUCAAGACCACUGACAACUUGGCAAAACAUAUGAAGGUAGUCCAUGCUGCAGUUUUGAAAAGGGAAGAAAAGCAAAGGGAAAAAGUCGCAGUGCCAUGUCUUUACUGCAGCCAACUCUUUGAUGAUUAUUAUGUUCAUUCUGCACAUUUCAAUUCGUGUUCUAAGAAGGAUGAUACUAAACCAUACGAAUGUCCUGUUUGUAAGAAAGUGGCGACAAGAAAGACCUCGUAUUUCCAACAUAUAAAGAACAUGCACUUUGAACCUAGAAUGUUGCACGCGAAGACCUCAGUGGAGCCAGAAGCUCAGGAGUGUCAUGAGUGCAGGAUGUGCUCCAAGAAGCUACCUUCACAAGAGAUGUUAAUUCAACAUUUAGCGGCGCAUAUGUCGCAUAUCGAUGAGAAUGAUGGCGCUGACAAUGAAUCGAGAGCAAGCACAAUUGAAGAUACUAUGUCUGUUCAUUCACUACCCAGCCAUGCGCAUACUCCUACUAACUCACUUAAAUGUUCGAUGUGUGAUAAAGAGUUCAAAUACAAGAAAUCUCUAAUGUCUCAUGAAGCACGAUGUCAUUCUGAGGUACCAGUGGAGGUGAAGAUAGAAGUACCUGAAAAGGCAUCCACGAGCCUCUUGAGUGAGACAGUCUACCGUCAGACUGAGUCAGAAUCUAGUCAAGAAGAGGACGACAAUACAUGUGAUAUCUGCGAGAAACAGUUCUCGUAUCGACGACUGCUGCUACAUCACAAAAGGACGAAACACAACAUGAGCUCGGGUCAUAAGCGUGCCAAAAUCUACCUCAAGGACUGCUCCGUGCGAUGUCUUAUUUGCGACCUCGACAUGAAGGUCGGCGAUAUCAACGCGCAUAAUCGAACCCACAUAUCAAAGAACAUGAAGCCUCGUAAUUUAUACACGUGCGCUGAAUGCGAGGACACUUUCAAGAGCUGUUCAGCCCUAGCAAAUCAUAUAAAACUAAUUCACAGACUAAAACAGCAGCCUAUAGAGAAAGAGUCAGUAAAUCCUUCGGAUUUUUGUGAAGUCGUUGUGGCAAAAGCGGAACCCCUGGACUGGAUCCAGAGUCACAACGACUUUGGUGAGGUUCCGGGCGCAGAGAACAAGCCGCUGGUUGACCUUAGCGGCUUUACGUGUCCCAUAUGUGCCAAGAAGAUGCCCACACUGAUAUCUUUGAAAAGGCAUGUGAACUGGCACUCGAGUGUCGGCAAUAAUAUUCAGAAAAAGUACGAGUGCGCUGUUUGUAACGAGUCAUUCAGGUUCCAGUGCCACUACAAGAUCCACAUGCGCGAGCACUACCACGAUACAAACCUGGACCCGAAGCACUUGACGUGCAACAUUUGCGGGCGACGCAGCAAGCACCUGCGGGCCGCGCAGGCGCACAUGACUUACCACAAGCAGAUGCGCUUCCAGAACAAGGACUAUCAGUGCUCCAUCUGCGAGCGAGUCUUCCAGUUCAGGAAAGUAUACCUAUCUCACAUGGCCAUACAUUAUAAGAAAGGCGACAGCGCCCAGAACACCAUAGUAGGCGACGCCUUACCUAGCACCGUUGACAAAAACGUGUUCGACGGUUCCCACACCUGCCACCACUGCGGCAAAGUGUGCGACUCUGAAGUCUCACUGAAACAUCACUUGAUCUGGCACACUUCCAAAACGUUCCUGUAUGGCGCUCGACACGAGUGCAGUAUCUGCAAGGUGAAGUUUACAAACAAAAGAAGGUUAGACCUACACAUCCGAUCUCACUACGAAGAUGAUAAUGGUCCUUUCAAGUGUACUAUCUGCGGAAAAGGCUACACGCAUGAAGGCUACUUCCAAAAACACGUGAAAGGGCAUAACUUUGAUCACCAGUCGCACAAAAAACGAAUAGAAAAAAUCCGAAAGGACAAAGUGAAAUGUCCAAUAUGUACGCGGUAUUACCCAGACUUGGUAAAACUUAUCCGCCACUUGAGGCGGACGCACCCUGAAAGUAAAAUGAUCAAACCCGACCCCGACGCUCCGUCACCACUUUACUAUUCUUGCAAAUUGUGCGCCAAAGUAUUCUUAGAUGAACGACGAUUACAAUCUCACGAGGAAGCUCACUUGAGAAAGCCCGAAUUCUUUAAAUGUAAGUUCUGUGGAAAGAAAACUAUAUCGCUUAGAAAUCACCAUCUCCACAUAAAGAGCCACUUGGCCCAGAAGCAUUUAGAUAACCCGCUCAAGUGUCCGCACUGUGACGAGACGUUCGUGAAGGGUUACGGGCUUCAUCACCACUUGCGCGACGUGCACAGUAUCAUAGAGAAUUGGAUCGCAGACCGCACUGAACUGCCGCUGACAGGGCCGCUCAAAGACCUUCAAUGCUCCAUAUGUAUGAAAGUGCUUGCUAGUAAGGGAAAUUACGAGCGGCACAUUGACUACCAUAACUCGUUAAGAUGUAACUACUGCUUUGAUUACUUCAGCUCUCUCCGAUUCUUGGAGGGACAUCUCACGUUCUCGUGCGAAAAGAAAAAGCUUUUAGGUGAUACUGAGGUUUACCCAAAGAAAGUAAAAUGCCACAUCUGUUACAAAGCAUUCCAUGUACAAGUGAAGUUAGACUGUCACUUGCGCACGCAGCACGGUAUUGUAGUAAAGAGGGAAAUGUCUGCUGGCAAGCAAGAGAUCGUGUGUGAUUAUUGCUUUAGAGUUUUCGAAAAUGAGUACGCUCUAGGCACCCACAAGAUAUACCAUCGAACUGUUGGAUACUACGGUUGUAUAUACUGCCCGAGGAAGUUUAGCACGAUGGUGAUGUAUCGGAAGCAUAAGAAUCACCAUCUCUAUCAGCUUAAUGUGGACAAUCCAACGAAAUGUGAACACUGCGACGAGACAUUUGUAGCUUUCAAGGAAAUGAUAAACCACAUGAAAGAGGUACACGGUGACGAUAAGGACUGGGUGAUAGAACCCAAGGAGUCUAUCGAAGAAACCUGUCACAUCUGCAACAAGAGAUUCUACAACCUGCACAAACAUUUGGCUUACCAUGAAGAAAAUAGGUGCAAGAAAUGCAAUGAAUAUUUCUACUCGAGAGGGGAUUUCGAUAAUCAUCUAUGUGCCAUUGAAAGUGAUGACGAAGGCACAGGAUACGUAGGCAACAAAGAGACAUUCCAGUAUGAAGAAUGCAAAUUCUGCUUUAAACCUGUAACCAAGAAAAGUACUAAACGAUUGCACAACCAGAUACACAAGGGGUCAGGCUCGAUAUCUUGUAGGUUCUGUCCACUGAAGUUCAAAACCAUGGACGCUUUUAAUAUACAUGCUUUCUCUCAUCGAAGUAGAAAAUAUAAUAAGAAACCUAUUAAGUGUCGAAAAUGUGGCGAGAAGUUUGUUAAAUAUGGGCCGUUCAUGAAACACAUGAAACUAGUUCAUAAGACUGUGAAGAAGCUUCACUACAGAACGGUAGUGAAGCCAGAGAAAUGUGUGGUUUGUGGGGAAGAUUUUCCGAACUUACACAAUCAUUACCGCGCGCACUUGCUGAAUCAGUGCCAAGGGUGUCUCAAAUACUUUACGUCGUACAAAGUUAUAUCUGCACACGAAUGCAAUAAAGAGGACAUAGACCCGUCGAAGGUAUUCACAUGUGACGCUAACUUGACUCAGCUGAUAAAUACAUACGUUCCUAAGGACGAGAAAGAUGAUGAGAAGUAUUACGGUCAUACUGACGACGAAGAGGAUGAAGUACUACAAUCGCUCGGAGAGGAAGAAGAAAGCCAGGAAAGUAAAAACAUCCCAAUGAUUCAGUCGCCUAUAAUAUCAGAUGUCCUAUCGCUUUACAACAAGGAGGCGGAGACAAUGGACAGCAUCGACAGUGCGGACGACACUAAUGCUAAUGUGGUGAACCUAUCGGAUGAUGACGGAGUUAGUGUUGAUGACACUCUUAUUCCAGUCAUUGUUGUUUUAGAUGAAGACUAG